AUGGUGGCCCCACACCGUUAUCUGGGUGUGUCGCUCGUCGUCUUUUUUCUUUGCCGCUUACUUUAUGGUGCUAUUCCUAGAUCAAAACUCUUUGUCAUUGGCCCGCUUGCUAAUGUUAAAAGUCAACCCGAACAACUGCAUGCCCUCAAUAGAGUGCACAUUGAAGCUGCAAAAAUGAUCAUGGAUGUGUUAAAGAAUAGGAAGCCUAACGAAGCAGCUUAUUACGCAGAUUAUGUAUCUGUGCUCAUGAAUGAGCCGUACGGGGGGAUUCGCAACAUGCACCGCUGUACCAAUAACUUGAUGACAUUUGCAGCCGAUCUGUAUUUUGAUCUUUGGUACAACCAAAGUCGUAUCAGUGAAAUCAACCUUGUCGCUUGCGAAAGUGGGGCAUAUCUGGCCAUAAAGCUGAUGCAAUUCAUCGAUCUAUAUGGAGACUCCUUUGUUCGUUCUGUGUCCAGCUUCAACAUUGUUUGGACCUGGUUCGAAAAUCUCAAAAAUAUGCCACUUUUAUGUUGCUUAUAUUUGAUUUAUGCAAGUGUGGUCAUCCUGAUCGAUCCUUCACUCACUGCUCCUCGUCGCAUGGCAAAAUGGCUUGGCUAUCGGUCAGCGAUGUAUGAUGAGCGGAAGCUGGUGGCUCCCAAAGGAGACUCAAGAUUAUGCCUGGUUUUGCGCACAGGGUUUGUCACAGCAACUCAUUUUGAUCUAGAAGUUGAAGGAGCAGAAAAUUUCAGUGAUGAUGGGGUGACAGCUGUGGUGGAGCGUUUUAAGAACUUCAUUAAUAGAUAG
Molecule: messenger RNA, 786 nt
Organism: Laccaria bicolor S238N-H82
Lineage: Eukaryota; Fungi; Basidiomycota; Agaricomycetes; Agaricales; Hydnangiaceae
Exons: 9
Coding region: 1-786 (261 amino acids)
Source: RefSeq, a predicted model, not a curated record